AUGCGACUUUAUGCUCUUGCAUGCCUCUUUCUCGCGCUAGAGAGCGAGGUUGGUGCAUUCAUACCUCGAAGCCGCCCUGUAGCUGUCACAUUAUCAAGAUUCGCUACUCCUGAAAAGCAACAGGAAUUCUCAGACCGAGUUUUCAUUCGAGUUCGAGACCGAAUAAAAAACGAGAUUGUGGAAUUGGAUGUCGAACGAAAAAAGCUGGCAACCGAAAUAGAGGAAAGCACGGGUCUUGAUGAUAAUGCAGUGCAAGAGAAUCUGAAGAAACAAGCAAAGCAGCUUGACGACAAGAAAAAGCGAUUAGAGCAAUCGUUGCAAAACUUUGAAGCACGACAACAGUCUAUAGAGUCUAGCGGUGGUCCACAACCAACGACUGCUGUCCUAGCUGGAUCUGUUCUUGUGGCUGGUGUUGCAGGUCGAAAUGCCCUGUCGAAUCGAAAAAUCAAAAAGGAGGAAGAAAAACUGAUUAAAUUGGCCAAGAAGAAUGGAACAAAGGCACCGAGUGGACCUCCUCCACCCGCAGACGACAAAGACAACAAAGCCAAACAAGACGGAGGUGGCGGGGGGUUUCCCUUUUUUCAGUUGGGCACUGCUGCCCUAAUUGGUAGUGCACUAAUUGGCGCAGGUAAUGAUGCCGCGAUACCGGAUCAAGAGUCUACCGCAAAGCCAAUCAUCAUCCAAAAAGAGCAACAAAUGUCCUCGACGCAACAGACACCAACCGAACAGGUAGAGCUACCAUAUCUAGAAAACAAAAUCCAGGAAGCUGAGAUCAAACAGCAGGCUCAGACAGAAGCCGCAGCACUCAUAAUGCAAGCUCGACAGGAGGCAAAGACUGCCGAAGCGCAGGAUAUCACAAAGAAAGCCAAAAUAGACGACGAAUCGCGGAUACAGACAGAACAGGAUAAGAAACAACAGACUGGAGCCAAAGUUAAUGCUGAAGAGGAUACUCGAAUAAAGGCUGAACAGGAAAAGAAGUUGAAAGAAGAAGCACAAAUUAAAGCCAAAGAAGAUGAAGAGGCUCGAAUAAAGGCUGAAAAAGAAAAGAAGCAGAAGGCUGAGGAAGAAGCGAGGAGAAAGGCCGAACAGGAGGCCAAGGCUAAAGCUGAGGACGAAGCGAAGAUAAAGGCUGAGCGAGAGAAAAAACAGCAGGCUGAAGCAAAAGCAGAGCGAGAGAAAAAACAGCAGGCUGAAGAAAAAGCCAAGGCUGACGAAGAGGCUCGAAUCAAGGCCGAACAAGAGAAGAAGAUGGAAGCUGAAGCCAAGUUAGAAGAGGAAGCUAGAGUAAAGGCGGAACAGGAGAAGAAACGGAAGGCCGAAGAGGAAACUCGCAUCAAAGCGGAGCAAGAAAAGAAAUUGAAAGAACAAGCAGAUGCCAAAACUAAGGCUGAAGAGGAUGCUCGAAUAAAGGCCGAGCAAGAAAAGAUGCUGAAGGAAAAAGAAGAUGCCAAUGCAAAGGCGGACGAAGAAGCCCAUGUCAAGGCAGAGCAAGAAAAGACCUUGAAGGAGCAAGCAGACGCCAUGGCUAAGACUGAAGAGGACGCUCGAAUAAAGGCCGAACAAGAAAAGAUGCUCAAGGAAAAAGCAGAUGCCAAAGCAUCGGCGGACGAAGAAGCCCGUGCCAAAGUAGAGCAAGAGCAGAAACAAAGAUCCGCAGCUGAGACUAAAGCGAAAGCUGAUGAAGAGGUUCGGAUAAAGGCUGAACAGGAAAACAAACAACAGGCCGAGGCCAAGGCCAAGGCCAAGUUUGACGAGGAAGUUCGAAUUAAGGCCGAGCAAGAAAAGAAAUCGAAGACCGAAAUAGAAGCGAAGGCCAAGGCCGACGAAGAAGCCCGUGUCAAGUCCGAACAAGAGAAGAAACCGAAAGCUGAAUUAGAUGUCAAGGUGAAGACUGACAAAGAAGUACGCGUGAAGGAUACGGAGAUUAAGGUAAACAGCGAAUCAGUUGCAGCCGCAAAACCAGGUUCCAGCGAAGCACCUACUAAGGCUGAUACGACUGUACCACAACCAGGAAUAGACGGAAUGACACCAAAGGUGGCGGAAAGCAAACAAGGCGUGCCUAUCGGUUCAUCGUCAGCAGCAGGGGUAUCCAUUACACGUUCCCUCUCAAUACCCAAAGCUGACACAACAAUCGUGUCAUCUGUGAGCGAGAUGAUCAAGGGCAGUCUGCCGUCAAAUCUUCUCGACACCAGUACUCUCAAACUUCCCAAAGUCCGUAUUCCUGAGCUGCCUUCAUUCGCGGAUGUUAGUAAGGGUGCCGCCGACAAGCUCUCAACAUUUGAGGCUCCAAAGUUUGAGAUUCCUAAGCUUCCAAAUGUUCCCAGCUCUGAUUCGAUCCAAAAAGAGAUGCAAAACACAAUGGAAAAGCUUCGGUCGACACAAUUUCCCAGUGUUUCUGCUGUGCGAUCAAUGAUAAGCGGAAAACUACCCUCUGAUUUCAAAGCAGACGUCGGGCUCUCGUCAAUUUUUGGCAAGAACAAAAUGGCGACUACAGCAAUCGCUUUGACUGGUGUAGGCAUUUUUGCAACCGCUUCAACUGCCCGCUCACUUCGAAUCUAUGACGAGACAUGGGAUGAACGAGAUUGCAUUGCUGUUCUUGACGAUCCUGAUAACCCCCCGCAAAAAGCAGAGUUUUUCACCGCUACGGACAAAACACCAUCACCGUUUUCGCCAAUCAAAGAGUUCAACAGGAAUCUGUCAGUGCCAACUCAAACAGAUUCCGAAACAUUGUCAGCACAGCAAGCGUCAGGCGCCACAAGGCAGGGCAUACCAGACAGGUCUUCUUACGAGCGCCCACUACCGAAAUUUGGGGCCACGAACGAUGCGGUCAAUGGAAGCUCUCCCAAGGGCUCGCUUGGGUCAGUCAGUCCAAAGGGAUCUUUCGGUGGGAUGAAUCCAGUCAAUGCGUCACCUUCCUCCCCCUUCAGCUCUACGAAUUCUGCUGCAAAAACUGGUCUCUCUGACAAGGACAUGACCAAGGGAAGCUUAAAGAACCCGUUUUCAGAAUCCAGCUCGUUCAGCAAAGGUGGUUCAUUUGGUCCCAAGGGUGCUAGUACAGCUUCUCCGUUCUCUAAUGAAGGUUCCACUGCCUCUAGCACGAGUCCAUUCUCACCAAAGGGUGCUACAGCUCCAAAAACAGGCUUGGGUUCGUUCAGCAAAGGUGGUUCAUUUGGUCCUAAUGGUGCUGGUACGGCUUCUCCGUUCUCUAAAGAAGGUUCUGCUGUAUCUGGUACGAGUCCAUUCUCACCAAAGGGUGCUACAGUUUCAAAUACAGUCUCAAAUUCGUUCAGUAAGGGUGGUUCAUUUGGUCUCAACAGUGCUAGUGUCGAUUCUUCGGUCUCUAAAGAAGAUUCUAUUACACCCAAGGGUGCUACAGCUCCAAAGACAGGCUCGAGUUCGUUCAGCAACGGUUCUUCUGGCCCCAAGGGUGCUAGUACUACUUCUCCGUUCUCUAAAGCAGGUUCUACUGUCUCUGGUACAAGUCCAUUUUCACCAAAGGGCGCUACAGCUCCAAAGACAGGCUCAAGUUCGUUCAGUACUGGUUCCUUUGGUCCCGAUGGUGGUCGUACUGCUUCUCCGUUCUCUAAAGAAGGUUCUGCUGUCUCUAGCACUAGUCCAUUUUCACCAAAGGGUGCUACAGCUCCGAAGACAGUCUCGAGCUCGUUAAGCAAGGGUUCAUUCGGUCCCAAGGGUGCUAGCGCAGCUUCUCUAUUCUCAAAGGAACGUUCCAUCCCACCCAAGGAUGCUACAGCUCCAAAGACAGGCUCAAGUUCGUUCAGCAACGGUUCAUUUGGUCCCAAGGGUGCUAGUACUGCUUCUCCGUUCUCUAAAGCAGGUUCUACUGUCUCUGGUACAAGUCCAUUUUCACCAAAGGGUGCUACAGCUCCAAAACCAGGCUCGGGUUCGUUCAGUACUGGUUCCUUUGGUCCCGAUGGUGGUAGUACUGCUUCUCCGUUCUCUAAAGCAGGUUCUGCUGUCUCUAGCACUAGUCCAUUUUCACCAAAGGGUGCUACAGCUCCAAAGACAGGCUCGAGCUCGUUCAGUAAGGGUGGUUCAUUUGGUCUCAACAGUGCUAGUGUCGAUCCUUCGGUCUCUAAAGAAGAUUCUAUUGCACCCAAGGGUGCUACAGCUCCAAAGACAGGCUCGAGUUCGUUCAGCAACGGUUCUUUUGGCCCCAAGGGUGCUAGUACUGCUUCUCCGUUCUCUAAAGCAGGUUCUACUGUCUCUGGUACAAGUCCAUAUUCACCAAAGGGCGCUACAGCUCCAAAGACAGGCUCAAGUUCGUUCAGCACUGGUUCCUUUGGUCCCAACGGUGGCAAUACUGCUUCUCCGUUCUCUAAAGAAGGUUCUGCUGUCUCUAGCACUAGUCCAUCUUCACCAAAGGGUGCUGAAGUUUCAAAUACAGGCUCGAAUUCGUUCAGCAAGGGUUCAUUUGGUCCCAAGGGUGCUAGUACGGCUUUGCCAUUCCCUAAAGAAGGUACUUCUGCCUCUAGCACCAGUCCAUUCGGACCCAAGGGUGCUACAAUAUCCAAGACAGGCUCCAGUCCAUUCAGCAAGGCUUCGUAUGGUCCUGAGGGUGGUACGAAGAUAGGCCCCGGUGCAUCUAGUAAGCGUCCAUUUGGUUCCAAUGGUGUUGCAACAAUUUCCCCAAUCUCUAAGAUAGGAAAGACAAGUGAUACCGUCAAUGGAAGCUCGACAGACGAUGAUGAUUCCCCCUUCAAGACUGGAGAGUCCACGGAAUCUGGAACCUCAUCAAAAGCUUCUCUUGGUGCUAUAUCGUUCGUUCCUACAAACGAGAGUGAAAGUGAAGAGGAUUCCAAGGAGGAAAGUCAAGAUGAUAAAGGGGACAAAACACCGUCGGAAGGACAACAAAAGAGGAAGAAGCCUUACUUUUUUUCAUCCUCCAUCAGAAACGGUCCAUUGUCCUUGAUGUUUGUCCAAGAUCCUAUUCCAGGCAAAUAUGUAAAGGGUCCAAAAACUUCGACAGCUGAUGCCUUUGAGACUGACUCCAAAGAAGGCGAAACUGAGACAGGCUUUGACGAUCCUUCAAGUAGCAUUCCGGAAGGUCCGAAUUUAGGAGAUUCAGUUGGGAAAGUUCUCGCAUCAGUCACGCCCGGAACGUCGACAUCGUUUGGUGGGUCGAAAGCUGGCAACAAGCCGUCGGCUCCUCCGCCCUUCAACAAACCGAAAUCAUCAAAAGGUGCCAUCAGCAAGAAACCAGAAACUCUUAUAGAUAGCACUGAUUCGGUGGCAACUGCGACGCCAUCUCCAAAGGUCAAUAGCAAGGGGAUGACUGGAUCUACAUCACCGUUCGGAAAGACCGAGAUGCCCAAAGAAUUUGGUGGGCCAAAGAAAGGAAUCCAGGAAUCGACAUCUUCGCCUCCUCGAUUCUACAAAAUAGAAUCACCACAUGGUUCACACCAUAAGUCCGACAUCCCCGACGAAGACUCUGGUGCAUCUUCAACUACAAUGCCAUUUCCAAAGCUCAAUAACAAGGGGAUGAAAGGUUCGACAUCGCCUUUCGGAAAGACCAGAACACCCGCAUUUGGUGCCUCUAGCAAAAAUUCCGACAGCUCCAAAGAUGACAAUGAGACAGCAGCGACUACUACACCGUUUCCAAAGCUCAAUAGCAAGGGGACGAAGGGGUCCACAUCGCCAUUCGGAAAGACCGGAACACCCACAUUCGGUGGAUCGAGCGACAAUUCCAACGAUGACAAUGAGACAGCAGCGACUACUACACCGUUUCCAAAGCUCAAUAGCAAGGGGAUGAAGGGUUCGACAUCGCCAUUCGGAAAGACCGGAACACCCACAUUCGGUGGAUCGAGCGACAAUUCCAACGAUGACAAUGAGACAGCAGCGACUACUACACCGUUUCCAAAGCUCAAUAGCAAGGGGCUGAAGGGAUCAACAUCGCCAUUCGGAAAGACCGGAGCAACCACAUUCAGUGGAUCGGGCGACAAUUCUGACAGCUCCAAAGAUGACAAUGAGACAGCAGCGACUACUACACCGUUUCCAAAGCUCAAUAGCAAGGGGCUGCAGGGACCAGCAUCGCCAUUUGGAAAGACUGGAAAACCCGCAUUUGGUGGGUCGGCAAAGGCAGACAGCAAGGGAUCAGCAUCGCCAUUUGGAAAGACUGGAACACCCGCAUUUGGUGGGUCGGCACAGGCAGACAGCAAGGGAUCGGCAUCGCCAUUAGGAAAGACUGGAACACCCACAUUUGGUGGCUCGGCGAAUACAGGCAGCAAGCCAUCAUCGUCAUCUCCUUUCACCAAUAAAAUGCAAUCGCCGAAGGGGUCCAUGAGCGAAAGCACAACACGCUUUGAAACAAGUGGAAGUAAGCCAAAACCUGGGACCAAAUGGUCGUCUUCUCCGUUUUCCAAGGGGUAUGUGCCUGAUAGUCCAAAACUCGAUAAUGAGUCAUCUUCUUCGACUCUGUCUGAAGAUCAAUUGUUGGAGACCGAAGAGUCUUUCGAAACAUCAGAUGACUCUGAAAGUUCUGGCCCCUCCUGGUACAAUUCACCCGUGACCACUGAUUGGGGAAAAGACGACGAUAUGAUGAUGUCAGAGUCUCCCGAGAUGAGGCAGCAAUCACCUCCGCCACAACCUUCCAAAGCUCCCCCCGCAGAACUAAACAGCCAAAGCGCGACAUCGUUUUCCAAGCAACCUUCACCAAAGCCUAAAGCUAUUGACCAGAUGCCGAACAAUAUCAUGUCGGCCGACACAGCAACAUCUUCCAACCAACCGGAAAUGUAUGCUCUAGAUGCUGACGGUGGUGAUUCUGUACAAUGGUGGCAAAUACGCCAACAAGAUUGGGGGCUCGAAGAGGAAUCAAAAUCAGCCUUUGCUGCACCUCCUCAGAGGCCUCAAGCCACGCCAAAACAUUGGGAUCCGCAUGGUGCAGUAGAUGAACCAGUUGACAUAAUGACCAAGUAUUCCUCGAGCAAUGGUGAGUGGUGGUCGCGAGGAAAAAGUGACACCACCAUGAACCCAGAUCCCCCAAUUUUACAGAGUUAUAGCAGCAGCGAGUCCUCAACCCAAGAACUACCAGUGUUGGAUGUUGCGCCUGACGAAGAGGAAUUGAGCAACGAUGCCGAUAUUGCUGAGGAACAAGAGAGCGCCGUCCCAAAACUCCCAGACAGAAUUGACGACAAAGCGGAGGUGCAUCUAACCCCAGUGAAUCCCAAUGAUCCUACUGCUUCCCAAUUCGAGAGCGAUUCGACUCGUCCUUCGACAUCACUACCGCCAGCUACCAAUACCAAUACCAAUACCGACGACACAACGCAAGACACCAAACUCAUUCCAGUGAACCCCAAUGACCCAUAUGAUAAGAAAUUCAACAACGACGAUACUUUGACACCUGUCGAAAGCGAUCAAGACGUAUCGGAUGGCAGCUGGUACAACUCUCCAAUCGAUUCGAGCUUUUUCAGUGCGGAUCGAGACUAA
Molecule: messenger RNA, 7443 nt
Organism: Cylindrotheca closterium
Lineage: Eukaryota; Bacillariophyta; Bacillariophyceae; Bacillariales; Bacillariaceae
Source: the annotation of a GenBank genome assembly